This is a messenger RNA of Guillardia theta CCMP2712, 567 nucleotides long. RefSeq names its product FKBP-type peptidyl-prolyl cis-trans isomerase. Bases 44 to 523 code for a protein of 159 amino acids. Gene Ontology annotation, molecular function: peptidyl-prolyl cis-trans isomerase activity. The transcript is spliced from 9 exons. The record is from RefSeq and is a predicted model, not a curated record. NCBI's taxonomy places the organism in Eukaryota, Cryptophyceae, Pyrenomonadales, Geminigeraceae.
CAGCAACGAAGUUGAGGUGGACGAAAAGGAGCUUCGUCAGCUCAUGAUGAAGUCCCAGCGUGACGAGAUCAAGGGAUAUUCUCUUGCUGGCGGAAAGUCCGCAGUGCCCUCCAGGGCUCCCCCCAAACCUGCCGCUCAGCCACGUGCUGCUGCUCCUGUCUCCGGCGUCAAGGUCACUCAGAUUCGCCGCGGUGACGGUAUCAACUACCCUCAGCCCGGCGAUGUCUGCACCGUCCACUACGUCGGCAAGUUGAGGGCCACCAAGCAGGUGUUCGAUUCCAGCAUCAAGCGCGGUCCCCCCUUCACCUUCCAAGUGGGAACCGGACAGGUUAUCCGUGGGUGGGAUGAGGGAGUCCUUCAGAUGUCCCUCGGCGAGAAGUCUCAGCUCGUUAUCUCCCCUGAGUACGGUUACGGCGCCACUGGCCAGGGCCCCAUCCCCCCCAACGCUGAGCUUGUCUUCGACGUCGACCUCCUCGCCAUCAACGGGCAGAAGGCUGGCGGGCGAUUCGCCGGAGGCAACUAGAGCUUCUCCUGCUGCAGACGAGAGCAGUGAAUCACGCAACUACC